UGUGCCUCUAGUCCUUGCAAUAAUGGCAAUUGUACUCCUAAUUCCACGAACACUUUUUACUGUAAAUGCAAUGAUGGCUGGUACGGAGAUGCUUGUGAAAUCGAAAAAAAUCCGUGCAGCUCACAGCCAUGCCCAAGAAAUGCGACUUGCUACAAGCAAAGUACUUCUCACUAUGUAUGUCUAUGCCCAAAUGGCUACUUUGGAAGACAAUGCGAACAGGACAUUGACGAGUGUGUUUCGUCUCCCUGUACCGAAAAUUCAACGUGCGUCGAUGCUGUUGGCUUGUACUAUUGCAAGUGUCCAGAAGGAUACUACGGAGAAUCGUGUGAAAAAGGCGCAUGCAACCCUAAUCCUUGCACAUAUGGCCAAUGUAUUGGGAUUGGUGCAGCUGAUUACAGAUGCAAGUGUGCUGCUGGAUGGACGGGAAAGAAGUGCAAUAUAAGUAUUAACGAGUGUGCUUCAAAUCCGUGUCAUCUAAAUGCUACGUGUGUCGAUAUGCAUGAAGCGUAUUUCUGUAGCUGCCCUAAUGGUUGGUACGGUGAAAGUUGUAACAAAGAUAUAAACGAAUGUAAUUCCAACAGAUUUCCCUGUAGCAGCAAUGCUAAAUGUCUAAAUGUAAUCGGUAGUUACCGCUGUGUUUGCAAGGAAGGUUAUUAUGGGGAUGGGAUAAAAUGUCGAGGUGAGUAA
Messenger RNA from Trichoplax adhaerens, 687 nucleotides. RefSeq lists its product as uncharacterized. The transcript is spliced from 6 exons. The record is from RefSeq and is a predicted model, not a curated record. Gene Ontology annotation, molecular function: calcium ion binding. The annotation marks the transcript as partial. Lineage: Eukaryota; Metazoa; Placozoa; Uniplacotomia; Trichoplacea; Trichoplacidae.